CCCGCAACAACAGGUGGCCCAUGCUCUCACUGCCUUGCCAAGGCUUGACUAAGUCAACGGCGUGGGCGGUGGACAACGGCAGAUCUCUCUCCAACAAGCUCCACUGUUCACUCCACGUCUCCGGGUGCUCUCAUCAGGGGUGUCAAUAAUACCGAGGGGAUCAUUAGACGGAGUCAGCACACUCGUUCAACUCUCAGUCGAGUCAUUAGCCAUGGCCAAAGACAACAUUCCCCCGCUUCACACCCUGGACAGGCCUGAGAAGCUCCAGGACAUCCUCAAGCAGGACCGUGGUGAUGACUGCCUUCCCUGCCGGAUCAUUGGUGGAAGUGCUUUCCUUGGUCUUGCCGCAUACAGCUACUACUCCGGUCACUCCCAGCUCACCAAGGCCCAAGCCGAGAUCCUGGCCAGCAAGUCCUUCUUUGGUAUGAGGAGUAGGAGAUGGGCCAUCACCGGUCUCUCAUGUGGCAUGGCCUAUCUGGGCUUGUACAGACUGUUCAAGUGAGGUGAUUGGAAGGCCCAGAGCCUGUACUUGAAAUGACCAGCGCGGAGCAGCCCACUGUGUGAUGCCUUCUGCCGGGUGAACAAGAGCCUCCCACACGGUUUGGUCUAUAAGGGACUAAGGCGACAGUGUCAGUCAACUGCCACAUUACAGCCGAGA
Neurospora tetraspora is the source of this 658-nucleotide messenger RNA. RefSeq lists its product as uncharacterized. The record is from RefSeq and is a predicted model, not a curated record. The coding region runs from base 212 to 502 and encodes 96 amino acids. Lineage: Eukaryota; Fungi; Ascomycota; Sordariomycetes; Sordariales; Sordariaceae. The transcript has 2 exons.